Molecule: messenger RNA, 987 nt
Organism: Miscanthus lutarioriparius
Lineage: Eukaryota; Viridiplantae; Streptophyta; Magnoliopsida; Poales; Poaceae
Source: the annotation of a GenBank genome assembly
AUGGCGUCUCUCGGGCGAAGAGCCGGGAGCUACAUCUGCUCGGAGCUGUGUGGCACAGCUCUGAACCAGAGGCGCUACUCCACUUCGAGAGUGGAUUGGAAGCAGCUGCGGCCAAUGAUUCUUAAGAGGAUUAAGAACCGGUCAAAGGAAUACCCAAUCAAGCGGAUGAUUCCGGUCGCAGAGGAGGUGGUCAGGGCAAGGGAGGUUGUGUAUGAGGGUGUCUCCAGACUGCUCAAAGUUGUUCUUGUUCAGUCAUGCAAAUUCUGUCCUGAAGUUCACAUUGGAGCCACGGGUCAUCAGAUGAAAACAUGCUAUGGUUUCAAGCUAAUGAUCAAGGACCGACCACAUGAAUGGGAUCCAGGCAACUUGAAUGACAUCCUUGUUCCUGUUCAGGCUUUCCACCAGAAAAACAUGUUUGAGAAUGAGAUAAAGCAUGACCAGCGGUUUGACUUCACUUGUGUCCCAGCUGUACUUGAGCUCUGCCAUCAUGCAGGUGCAGACAUACCUGAUGAGAUUCUAUACAAAAGUGAACGAAUAUCUACCACACUCAAAACCAACAAUCAGCAACCUGCUCCAAUCUUGCCAGAUGAACUCAGAUAUAUCGGUCAGAGAACACUAGAUGCAUGGGAAAGCCUGAGAUUAGGUGUCACAAAACUCCUCUUGGUGUAUCCAUCCAAAGUUUGUAAGCAUUGCUCUGAAGUGCAUAUCGGACAGUCAGGGCACAAGGCCAGAAUGUGUGGGGUAUUCAAGUUUGAGGGCUGGAAAGGGAUGCACAAGUGGGACAAGGCCGGAGUGGAUGACCUAGUUCCUCAGAAGAUUGUGUGGCAUCGGCGGCCUCAUGACCCACCGAUCCUUGUGGACGGCGGGAGGGAUUAUUAUGGGCAUGCGCCUGCUGUCAUUGAGCUCUGCAUGCAAGUGGGUGCAGUAGUGCCCCUGAAAUACCAUUGCAUGAUGAAGACACAUGGCUUAGCACCGCCUGUUCGAUGA